Molecule: messenger RNA, 967 nt
Organism: Sorex fumeus (smoky shrew)
Lineage: Eukaryota; Metazoa; Chordata; Mammalia; Eulipotyphla; Soricidae
Gene: EEF1B2
Product: eukaryotic translation elongation factor 1 beta 2
Exons: 6
Coding region: 245-922 (225 amino acids)
Biological process (GO): translational elongation
Cellular component (GO): eukaryotic translation elongation factor 1 complex; cytosol
Molecular function (GO): translation elongation factor activity; guanyl-nucleotide exchange factor activity
Source: RefSeq, a predicted model, not a curated record
UGGCUGGAUGAUGACAGUACGAGCUUGAGACUCUCACACUGAGAAACGGACCGAUGAACAUACUUUGACCUUUCACCUUCGACCGGACGCAGCGGAGGGAAACGCCUCCGCGUCUAUAUAAGGGAUUUUCCGGCCUUUUGCGGCCCUUUUUUUCCUGCCUCUUAGCGGCGAGCGCUUCUCGCCUCCUCGCUCCGCGUUACCCUCUCCCGCGGCGGACUCGCCCCAGCAGCAGCAGCCAAGCGCCAUGGGUUUUGGAGAUCUGAAGAGUCCCGCAGGCCUCCAGGUGCUCAACGAUUACCUGGCGGACAAAAGCUACAUCGAGGGGUACGUGCCGUCGCAGGCCGACGUGGCGGUGUUUGAGGCGGUGUCUGGCCCACCCCCUGCAGACUUGUAUCAUGCCCUUCGCUGGUACAACCACAUCAAGUCCUUCGAGAAGGAGAAGGCCAGUCUGCCAGGGGUGAAGAAAGCUCUGGGCAAAUACGGCCCUGCUAAUGUGGAGGACACCACAGGAAGUGGAGCUGGGGACAGUAAAGAUGAUGACGACAUUGAUCUCUUUGGAUCUGAUGAUGAGGAGGAGAGCGAAGAGGCAAAGAAGCUAAGAGAAGAACGCCUUGCACAGUAUGAAUCAAAGAAAGCCAAAAAACCUGCAAUUGUUGCCAAGUCUUCCAUCUUAUUAGAUGUGAAACCUUGGGAUGAUGAAACGGAUAUGGCAAAAUUAGAGGAGUGUGUAAGAAGCAUUCAAGCGGAUGGCUUGGUUUGGGGCUCUUCUAAACUAGUACCAGUAGGAUAUGGAAUUAGAAAACUUCAAAUACAGUGUGUGGUUGAAGAUGAUAAAGUUGGAACAGAUAUGCUAGAGGAGCAGAUCACUGCUUUUGAGGACUACGUGCAGUCCAUGGAUGUGGCUGCUUUCAACAAGAUCUAAAUCCAUUAUGGAUCACUGCUCUUCAAUAAAGGCUUGAAGGAACAA